UGGUCAUCUGGUCUGGUCAUCUGGUCUGUUCAUCUGGUCUGAUCAUCUGGUCUGAUCAUCUGGUCUGGUCAUCUGGUCUGUUCAUCUGGUCUGUUCAUCUGGUCUGUUCAUCUGGUCUGUUCAUCUGGUCUGGUCUGGAGAUGUUUGAGCUGCUGAUGGUCAGCUGUUCAGGAGGACCCUGUUAGGAUCUGGACUCUGGAGCUCUACUGGUCUCUGUUGUGGUUCUACUGGUUCAGCCUCAAGAACUGCUGACAGACACACGUCACCGUGGAGACCCGCUGAGGAAGAGGAGGAUGCUGCCCUGGACCACUGACGAGCAAAUCAAGAAAACACCAGAAGAAGAAGAAGAGUCUAUUCGUCCUCCUCCUCUUCCUCCCGUUACCAUGACAACCUCCGAGGACGACCCUCCGACCAAUCGGGACCUCAGCUCGGACUCGGGGGAGGAGACGGCGGCUGUGCUGUCAGACUCCAACAGGGAGUUGUUACUAUGGCAACGGAAGGAGGAGGAGGAGCGUGAUGAAGAGGAGACUCAGGCGGUGGCCUCGUCUCCAGACGGACGAUUCCUCAAGUUCAACAUCGAGAUCGGACGAGGAUCCUUCAAGACGGUUUACAGAGGACUCGACACCGAGACCACCGUGGAGGUGGCCUGGUGUGAGCUGCAGACUCAUCGUCUGACAAAGUCAGAGCGUCAGAGGUUCACUGAGGAGGUGGAGAUGCUGAAAGCUCUGCAGCAUCCCAACAUCGUCCGAUUCUUCGACUCCUGGAAGUCGACGCUGAGGGGCCACAAAGGCACCAUCCUAGUGACGGAGCUCAUGACAUCCGGGACUCUGAAGACGUACCUGCGCCGGUUCCGUCAGAUGAAGCUGAAGCUGUUGCAGCGUUGGAGCUUCCAGAUCCUGAAGGGGCUACAGUUCCUGCACUCACGCAGCCCCCCCAUCCUGCACCGAGACCUCAAGUGUGACAACGUCUUCAUCACCGGACCCACCGCCUCCGUCAAAAUCGGAGACCUGGGCCUCGCCACGCUCAAGAAGGCCUCGUUCGCCAAGAGUGUCAUUGGGACCCCGGAGUUCAUGGCUCCAGAGAUGUACGAGGAGAAGUACGACGAGGCCGUGGACGUUUACGCCUUCGGCAUGUGCAUCCUGGAGAUGGCGACGUCCGAGUAUCCAUACUCCGAGUGUCAGAACGCCGCCCAGAUCUACCGCAAAGUUACCAACGGAAUCAAACCCGACAGUUUUUUAAAAGUAAAAGUUCCUGAGCUGAAAGAGAUCAUUGAAGGCUGCAUUCAAACCGACAGCAAUGAGAGGUUCACGGUUCAGGACCUGCUGGAUCAGCGGUUCUUCCAGGAGCAGCUGGGGGUCCACGUGGAUCUGGCCGAGGACGACGACGUCUCGAAGCCGGCCCUGAAGCUCUGGCUCAGGAUGGACCACAACAAGAAGCUUCACGGCAAAUACAAAGACAACGACGCCAUCGAGUUCCUGUUCGAGCUUUACAAAGACGUCCCGGAGAAGGUCGCCCAGGAGAUGGUGGUGCUGGGGUUCUUGUGUGAAGCAGACUAUCAGCUGGUCGCCAAGGCGAUCAGACACAGAGUGACGGCCAUAAAGCGCCAGCGGGAGAAACAGCAGCGUCUGCUGGAGGACGCUCUGAAGAAGGAAGCUGUCAUGGAGGAGGAGUCUGACCCCGCCCCCCAACCACCCGACCUGUCCAAUCACAGACCGGCAGCUGCCGCCAGCUCGUCUGCUGCUGGGAAGGUGGCCAAUCAGCAGGACUCUGCAGGACACGCCCCCGCCUGGAUACAAGCCCCGCCCUCGGUACCGGUGACAUCAUCGAGCAGCAGCACAGUGGAUUCUGGGAUCAGCAGCGUGUCCAGCAGGACGGAAGGAGACGGAGACGAGGAGGACGACAAGACGACCAAACACACCUCGUACUCCUCCGUUGCAUCAGAUGGUGAGAUGGACGGCUCCGUCAGCUCCUCUGGUGUCCCGGAGAAUGCUGAAGCCCCGCCCCCUUCAGUCACUCACCACGCCCCCCUCUACUCGGGCCCCGCCCCCCUCUACUCUGGCCCCGCCCCUGCUCCGCUGGCUCAGGAAACCCCUCAACACCAGGCUCCUCCCCCUGUGACCCGGCCUCCAUCCAAAGCUCCACCCCUGCCCAUACUGCGUUUCCCCAAGAGCAUCGCUGUGUCCCAAAAUGCCGAGCGACAAACAUCUGGAUCCGUCUCUGGCUUCUCCUCACCUGUUGACAGCUGCGCCUCCGAUGUGACCUCAGGUUUGAGUGACGGCAACGACGGCCAAUCAAACAAGGGCAACCAGGAAGUGACCAGACGAGCGGUUACGAAGCACUUCAGACGGAGAACGAGGGCUCGCCUGAGAAUCACAGGGGUGUCAGACAUGGUGGACCGGGUGGUGGAGUGUCAGCUGCAGACUCACAACAAUAAGAUGGUGACGUUUAAAUUUGACCUGGACGGAGACAAUCCAGAGGACAUCGCCUCCGUGAUGAUCCACAGAGACUUCAUCGUGCCGUUAGAACGAGAAGGGUUCAUCCUCCGCAUGUAUGACAUCAUCCAGAGGGCGGAGUCCAUGAUGCAUCAACAGCAGCCCGCCGACACCGACAGGUUGUCUCACCUGACUGCCUCCACGCUGCCCGACGCUGCUGGUCUCUCCAGGACUCUGUCCUCGUCUUCACUUUCAGACAUUGCAGACGCCGACCCCUCCCCCUUAAAGGGCGGAGACUUCUACAUCGACCCUGAGGCCACGCCCUCCGUCAGACCGCUGAGGUCACAGUCUUUCCACGCCUCCUCAGCUCCCUCCCAUCAGCCCCCCCCCUACCCCCUCCAUUACUCCCACCCAGAGUCUCCCCUCCGUCCUCCUCCUCAGUAUAACCUCCAGUCUCCUCCUUACUCACCCUACACCGCCUCCUUCCCAACCCAGAGCUCCUCCUCCUCUUCCUCAGCUCCUCCUCCUCCUCCUCCUCCUCCUCCUCCUCCUCCUCCUCACUGGCCCCCCCCUGACCAGCCUAUCUUCUCUCUGGCCAACGUCCUCUCUCUGGCUAUGGGCAUGGCCCAGUCCCUCAUGCCCCCAUCUGGGUCCCCCAACCAGGGCUUUCACCCCCAGCCUCCCCUCUUCCCCUCCCUCCAGGCUCCCCUCUCUCGCCCCAUGUCUCCCUCCCUGGGCCACGGCUACUUCUCCUCCCAGCUGUCCUACAGCCCCCCCACCCUCAGCAAACAGGGGGCGCCGCCUGGCUGGACUCCCGACACCCCCCAAGGACAGCCCUUCAGUCCUGUUCAGCUGAAGGUCGGCUCAUCUCCGCCCCAUAAUCGUUCAGAGGCCAUCUCUGCUCCCGGUCUGACCAGAGCUCCCAGUCUGACCAGUCCUCCCAGUAUGAUCAGAGCUCCCAGUCUGACCAGUCCUCCCAGUCUUGUCCAGGUGUCCUCCCCCGUCUCACUGUCCCCCAUACAGGAGGUGAAGAAACCUUCAGUCUUCAGCGUUGGUCGUUUCCAGGUGACACCCUCUAAAGACAUUCCCGCCGUCCGUCUCCAGGAGCCCCGCCCCCUCGACCAGGCCAUGCCCACCGCUCACUCCCCGCCUCCCUCACGGGCGAACCAAUCAGAGAGCUCAGAGAGCAGCACGGUGGAGCAGAGCGAGUCAGAGAGCAGCAUUGGCACGCUGGUCACGGUCGGAAGAGCGGAAGAGGAGGAGGAGGAGAAAAAGAAGGGGAGCAGGGGUCCGAGACUGAGCGUCAGCCUGUGGGAGGGGUCGGCCGCCGGCUUCAGCCAAUCGUGGAGCCGCGCGGCGCCUUACUUAAGCUCUGAUGAAUCAGAGAGCGAGAAUGAGGAGAUGUGGGUGGAGCUGCAGGAGCUCCGUGAAAGACACCAUGUGGAGGUGCAGAACCUGCAGGCCAAUCAGAAGCAAGAGAUUGAGGACCUGUACCUGAAGAUGGGGAAAGUCCCGCCCCCCGGUAUCGUCUCUCCGGCUGCCAUGUUGAACUACCGCCAGCGCCGCCUCUCCAAGACCGGGAACUACCCUUCUCCUCCUCCUCGUAAAAACAGCCUGCAGCGACUGGACGUGCUGCCCCCUGCAGGAAUCAUGAGGAAGAGCUCAGUCAGCAGCAGCAGCAGCGGAUCUCAGGAUAGAGCAGGGAGAGGCGUGACCUUUGCCCCCCAACACAGCCGUACGUUAGAGAGGAGCUGAAGACGAUGACAACUGACAAUGAAGAGGACAUCACUUUGUGAUCAAACCUGGCACAUUAUAAUAUUUACAGUAUUUAGUUUGAUUCCUGUUUGUUGUUUUUUUCCGUUUUAUACUUUGAAUUGAGACUCAAAUAACAUUUUAAAGACAUUUCAGCACUUUAGGAAGGAAAUGUGGAGCCUGAAUGAGUCUCAUGUAAGAACGGCUUCUUUAAAGACGACGAAGGAAACAAAAAUCACACAAGGUUUGAAGUUGAACCCCAAAACUACCUGAAUGUGAAAACCUUCAUCGCUCUGUGAAGAUGCCGUGCUCAUGGCUGUCUCGCCAUGAACACGCUACUGCUGACUUUACAGGAUUUAUUCGUGUUGAACGUUAACGUCUACGCCUGCUGCUUGUUUACUCACAAUUAUUGAUAUGACAGAGAAAUAUUUAAGAUGUGAAAACAAGUUCUGAUCUGUUUAUGGAUGAAGUCCAGAGGAGACACGGGUCAAGAUUUUAGACUUUUCAAAUAGAUGAAAAAUCUUCGAAGAAUGAUGAAAUAGUUCCCAGUGAUUAUCGAAUAAUAUUACACGGCUCUGUUGAAUACUCCAUUCUGAUUGGUCAAUCACGGUGUUCUAUGGUCUGUUAUUUCUUUAUAGCAGAGCGUUGCUACGUAUAACAGACCGUUGCUGCGUAUAACAGACCGUUGCUAUGUAUAACAGA
Molecule: messenger RNA, 4886 nt
Organism: Sebastes umbrosus (honeycomb rockfish)
Lineage: Eukaryota; Metazoa; Chordata; Actinopteri; Perciformes; Sebastidae
Product: serine/threonine-protein kinase WNK4-like
Exons: 23
Coding region: 294-4187 (1297 amino acids)
Biological process (GO): monoatomic ion homeostasis; negative regulation of sodium ion transport; positive regulation of potassium ion import across plasma membrane
Cellular component (GO): cytosol; cytoplasm
Molecular function (GO): protein serine/threonine kinase activity; ATP binding; chloride channel inhibitor activity
Source: RefSeq, a predicted model, not a curated record